Columba livia (rock pigeon) is the source of this 12889-nucleotide messenger RNA. RefSeq names its product chondroitin sulfate synthase 3 (gene CHSY3). Gene Ontology annotation, cellular component: Golgi cisterna membrane. Bases 725 to 3283 code for a protein of 852 amino acids. Gene Ontology annotation, molecular function: glucuronosyl-N-acetylgalactosaminyl-proteoglycan 4-beta-N-acetylgalactosaminyltransferase activity. The transcript has 3 exons. The record is from RefSeq and is a predicted model, not a curated record. Lineage: Eukaryota; Metazoa; Chordata; Aves; Columbiformes; Columbidae.
CUGCUGAAACUGCAUCCCUGACCUGCCUUUCCACGACCACCCUUUGACUGAGAAACCAGGGCAGGACAGUCCUACGCCGCGUUCCGUGGCCGCCCUCGAGCGAUGUGAAGCUGCGGCCGCAGAUGAGCCCCCGGGCUCUCCCAGCGCGGCGGCGGGAGCAGGGCGCACCGGUGCCCGGCCGUGGCCAGGGGUCACAGCCGAGGGCAGACUCGUCCCACCGCUCGUCGGGCGGCGGCCCCAGCCCCCGCGCCGGAGGGCGGCGCGGCCACGGCGCGGCAAAGCCGCGAGCGGCACUUAAAAAAAUCGUUUCCUUCCGGAGCGGCAGCGGCGGCCGCCACUUCCCCGGCGCGGCUCGGGCACCGGCGCCCUCCGGCGUGAGGCGCUCGGAAGCCGCGGAGGAAGCCAACUGAGCGGCAAGCGCGGAGCGGGGCGGCCGCCGCCGCGUGGAGGAGGCUGAGCGGUGGGAGGGGCGGGGAGGGACCAGCCGCCGCGGUGACAAGGUGCCAGCGGAGCGGAGGGGCCGCUGCUAGUGCUCAUCUGUCCUCGCCGCCGCCCUCCCGCCUAGAGAAGUUUGACUGGGGAGCAGCACAGCCGCCCGGGCCGCCGCGGCGGGGCAGGGAGGCGCGCCGGGAGUCGCUGCGCCCGUGGCCGCCGCGGGACGGGGGUCUCUUCCAGAGAGAGGCGGCGGGGACAGCGACGCUGCGGAAGCCGCCCCGCCCGCGCCAUGGCAGCGCGGUCCCGAAGACCCUGGCUGAGCGUGGUGCUGGGGUUGGUACUGGGCUUCACCGCCGCCUCCUGGCUCAUCGCCCCCAAAGUGGCAGAGCUGAGCGAGAAGAAGAGGCGCGGCGCCAGCCUUUGCUCCUACUACGGCCGCUCGGCGGGGCCGGGGGCGGCCGGGGGCGCGGCGGGCGGGCAGCAGGCGCCGCCGGAGGCAGCGGCGGUGCUGGGCGGCACGAGUUUCAGGAGCAGCCCCUGGGAGCUGCCACCGGCGGCGGCGGAGGGCACGGUCUCCAGCCCCGCCGCGGGCGGGGAAGGCGAGCCGGAGGAGGAGGAGGAAGGCGGCGAGAAACGGAGCGGCCGGACCGGCGUCAGCCACAACGGGAGCGGGGACUGGGGGGGCGCCCCCGGCUGUGCCAAGCCCCGCAACUUCCUCUACGUGGGGGUGAUGACGGCCCAGAAGUACCUGGGCAGCCGGGCCGUGGCGGCGCAGCGGACGUGGGCGCCCUCGGUGCCCGGCCGCGUGGAGUUCUUCUCCAGCCAGGGCUCCGCCGCACCCCCAGGGCUGCCACCGUUGCCCGUCGUCGCCCUGCCCGGUGUGGACGAUUCCUACCCGCCGCAGAAGAAGUCCUUCAUGAUGAUCAAGUACAUGCACGAUCACUACCUGGACAAAUACGAGUGGUUCAUGCGGGCGGACGACGACGUCUACAUUAAAGGCGAAAAACUGGAGGAGUUUCUUCGUUCACUGAACAGCAGUAAACCUCUGUAUUUGGGACAGACUGGUCUGGGUAAUAUUGAAGAACUUGGAAAACUUGGACUGGAGCCUGGAGAGAAUUUCUGCAUGGGAGGACCGGGAAUGAUCUUCAGCCGGGAGGUUCUCAGGAGGAUGGUGCCACAUAUAGGUGAAUGCCUUCGAGAAAUGUACACCACUCAUGAGGAUGUGGAGGUUGGCAGGUGUGUCCGAAGGUUUGGAGGAACACAGUGUGUUUGGUCGUAUGAGAUGCAGCAAUUGUUCCAUGAAAACUAUGAACACAACCGCAAGGGUUACAUUCAAGAUCUUCACAACAGCAAGAUCCACACAGCCAUUACACUUCAUCCAAACAAAAGACCAGCCUACCAAUACAGGCUGCACAAUUACAUAUUGAGUCGCAAAAUUUCUGAACUGCGCUAUCGGACCAUCCAGCUCCAUAGGGAAAGUGCCCUGAUGAGUAGGCUGAGUAACAGUGAAGUAAAUAAGGAAGAUCAGCUACUGGGAUUGAUGCCAUCUUUCAAUCAUUUCCAACCACAUGAAAGGGAUGAAGUUAUUGAAUGGGAGUUCCUGACAGGAAAAUUUCUUUACUCGAUGAUGGAGAACCAGCCACCCCGGCAGAGCCUUAGCAGUGUCCUGCGGGCUGCACUGGAUGACACUGUGAUGCAAGUCAUGGAAAUGAUAAAUGAGAACUCCAGAUCUAGAGGAAGGCUCAUUGACUUCAAGGAAAUACAGUAUGGCUACCGCAGGGUUGACCCUCUGCAUGGGGUAGAGUAUAUCCUGGAUUUACUGCUUUUGUACAAAAGGCACAAAGGAAGAAAAGUGACGGUUCCAGUGAGACGCCAUGCUUACCUUCAGCAAUUGUUUAGCAAACCUUUCUUCAAGGAAGCAGAGGAGCUGGAUGUAAGAAGCCUGCUGGAGGAUACUAACAUUGACACUCAGUCUUUCUCUUUUCUUUCGAAUUCUUUAAAGAUUUUUUCCUCAUCAUUCCAAGGCACCAAAGACAUUGGGGGACGCAGUGACAAGAAAAUACAUAUUCUUGUCCCUCUCACAGGAAGGUUUGACAUUUUCUCAAGAUUUAUGGAUAACUUUGAGAAGACGUGUCUGAUUACAAGGCAGAAUGUAAAGCUGGCAAUAAUUCUUUUCAGUUCCGAGUCAGGCCAAGACUCCAGGAAACACAUAGAGCUAAUGAAAGAAUACAACAUGAAGUAUCCUAAAGCAGAUAUGACCCUGAUUCCCAUGACAGGAAAGUUUUCUAGAGGUUUGGGUCUUGAAAUGGCCUCAUCUCGAUUUGACAAUGGCACUUUGCUGCUGUUCUGUGAUGUUGAUCUGGUAUUCACACCAGACUUCCUCCAGCGAUGCAGAGACAACACUAUUCAGGGAGAACAGGUUUACUACCCUAUCAUCUUUAGCCAAUAUGAUCCAAAAGUAACAUACAGAGGCCACCUUCCAGCUGACAGUAGCUUUGUUUUCACAAAAAGAACGGGGUUUUGGAGGGAGUACGGAUUUGGAAUUACCUGUAUUUACAAAAGUGAUCUACUUACCGCUGGUGGAUUUGAUACCUCAAUUCAAGGCUGGGGCCUUGAGGAUGUAGACCUGUUUACUAAAGUGAUAACAUCUGGCUUGAAGGCUUUCAGAAGUCAAGAAGUAGGAGUCGUCCAUAUUUUUCAUCCAGUUCAGUGUGACCCCAAUUUAGAUCCGAAACAAUAUAAAAUGUGUUUAGGGUCCAAAGCAAGUACAUUUGCCUCUACCAUGCAGCUCGCUGAACUCUGGCUACAGAAACAUUUGGGUGUCAGGUACAAUCGAACUGUCUCCUGACAUAUCAGCCCAUUUGUCUUCUUUAGGGGAGUUUACCUCAUUGUUGUUAUUAUUAUUUUAUUUUUCUGUCAUAGUUUUAAACUCCCUCAUCGUUGUCUUCCAAAGACUGUUGACCUCAAGCGGGAUGAGUCUGCUGUUCACUGAUGUUUCUUAUACCUACUGAACUCAUGAGGUGAAUUCCUUGAUAUUUCUUUAUUUGAAAUUCAGUCAAGUCACAGCAAUCGUAUGAUCCCAUGGAGGACAUCUAUGAUAAGAGACUGCAUCAGAAGAAUGUUCUCAUUCAGCUUUGGGAUGCACUAUCAUCUUUGUUGCAUUUCUCAGAUUUGAUGUGAUACAAAUAUUUACUGGUGAAGGUACCACAAAAGUGCUUUAUGCUUCUUCUGGGGAUGGAACUCUAUAAGAUAAACUUGAGUUUUAUAAUUUAUAUGAGGACUUAUAUGUAUAAAUGCUACUUUUCUUCAUCUUUAGAAUUUUUAAAGUAAAUGAAUAACUAUGAUUGUACCUUUAUUUUUUAAAAAAAAAGAAACGCUGAGGAGCUACUUGCAAAUACAACUGGUACUGGCUACCAAGGUCCUUAAAUGUCUUAUUAGAACAGGAAAUUCCUCAUGGUGAUUCAUUCCAAGUGUAAAUGAAGUUUAUUUUCACAAGGAACAGGAUUUAAUGAAAUGCUCAUUUACACUUUAGAAGAUUUGUGAACCAAUGUUUUUUAUUUGCAGACAAGAAGAAAACUAUGACUUAAUGUUUUAUUUAUGAUAAAGUACAGACAUAUAAUUCUCUUUUUUUGUAACACAUAGUAUAAGUUGCUGUUUCUGUUUUUAGAAUGAGUGUCUAAUACAUCAUUUUUCUUUUACAUUCCUUUCAUAAAGCUGCGCUUGAUACAGAGUGUUAGAAGUAUCUUUUUUUUUUUACAUUUUCUAUGAAUAUUGGUACUCAUUAGCAAUUUUUUGUUUAAAAAUAAAUGUAGAAUAAUAUUUUAAGUUUCAAAAUUUACUAUUGCUGGUCAAAGUUCCUUGCCAAUAUAUUUAUAUUAGUGGAGGUUAUAAGACUGUUUUAAGAUUUAUCUUUCUGGACAGCCUGAAGUUGUCAUAUUGUGGAUUCCCAGAGUAAAGUAUUUAAAAUGCACCCAACAUAAGAAAUAAUUAAAUAAAUUUUUGUGUUUUAGAGAAAUGUUUCUGUAGGGAUUUAUAUAUGUGUGUGUGUGUAUAUUUAGACAGACAGAGAGAAAGAUUAAUUUCGAAAUAUGUUCCACUUUUCAAUUCAGGCAGCAAUUUGUUACAGUCAUCAUUAUUUUUGCCACAUGCUUAGAAUGUUCCACGUUAUACUGUGAUAAUAGCUCAAAUGCAUACAAUAAACCAUCAGAAUUCAGCCAAACUUUAAUACGGUGGGUACAGCUAAUAACCUCAGUACCCUUGAUUUCAAACUGUAUUUCAAACACAGCUGUAUAAGAAAGAGUAAGCAAUUACUGAAUUUAAGUUUUCAGAUGCUUAAAAACAUUUUAAACUGUAACUGACUCCUUCUGUGUGUCCUUUCAAAAAAUAGCUAAGACACUGAAAUUCACUGACACAUCUACUUGUAUGAAAUUAUCCUGAUAUAUUUCCUAAGGCACCAGGAAGGUGUGUAAGUCAGUUAAUAUCUCUUACCUGAAGUUCUCUUUUCUGGAUUUACCAUGCAAGGAAAAAGGCAUCCCUCAAAAGGAAUGAGUAAACUCAGAAUAAAAGAACAGAUAGAAGGCAAUUUAUGGCUGUCUGCCCUCCCCAAGGACAUCUCCUGGCUUGUUAUACUCCUGGAGGCUCUUGCCUUACUAGCCUACUAUUGUUAGCUCCGGUGUCUGGAGAAAGUAAAAUUCAGUAUUACUUAUGAAAUAAUUAUCGGAAAGUGCUCUUUGAGUGCAAAGGUCAUAUUUUAUUCAAUUAGAGAACCAAGAACAAGGAACAUACAGUUUAUUCAAUCAAUCUCAAGUAACUGGUGGAGCUCAAAUUGCAAAUAUCAAAAAUUGAAUGCCUGUUGGUAAAUGUCUGUGAUGAUUUCAUAAACAGGAAAAAAAAAUAAUUAUUUACAAAGACAUCUAAGGGAAUCAUUGUUUGCUGGGUUGUAUUCCAGUGCUUAUUUCAAUUAUAUUUAAAUUAGUGGCCAGAAAGUGUUUGCUCAGCUCAAAGUAAAAUAGUAGAUUAGAACAAGAAAUUAAACCAAUCAUUCAGUGGGGAUAAAGAUGUAUACAUAGGGCUUGCAGGAUCAGGUCCUACAUGAUAUAAGCAAAAUGCUAGUAUCUACCAGUACAAAUAUUUAUUUAGUGUCUGACUGAUUCAUUUGUUUAUAUGAUGAAUUACUUUGUUAAAAACCUGAUUAUAAAUGUUUAUUAUGAAAUAUGUUGUAUUGUCUUUUGAAAUAACUAUCCUGAGAUAACUUGAUAACUUGUGUUAGUUUCUUUAAGGGAUAAUAUGCCUCUAAGGAGAUCGUAUUAAAAGAAAUAAAAGCACAAAAGUGUUAGAGUAAUGUUAUGGAUGUAUAUAGAUUAAGAUGGGAAUGUCUGUGCUAAUCAGCUGUUUGCUUUUAUCUAGUCUGAAUCAUAAUCUUGAUUGUAAAAUGAAAUUUUUAUGUGUAUAAUGUCCCAUUGUAAAUGCAUAACUAAUUAAUCCAUAAUAGAACAUAAUGACCAGUUUUUCCAAAAUCUCCUUGACGUGGGGAUAGGUUCCAUGAUUUCAUUGCUGGGAAGUAGGUUGUGAACUGCUGGAAUUUUGGCUUUUCAGACACUGCCUUUCACAGACACACACACAGAAACCUCAGAAAUCCCCAUACCACCCCCAUUGUGAAAUAUUUUCCCGUUCAGGGUACUUAAUUUAUCAGAGUAUUUGCAUCUUUUGGAUGAAGGAAAAGCGUUCAGGUUGGGCUUCCUAAGACUUGCUGAGUAUACUCUAGAGCAGGGUACUGGUUUUCCAGCUGGAGAAAGGCAGAGGGCCAGGCGGAGGUGUGAGACUCAGCCAUGGGAGUCAUCACCUUCUGCCCAUCACAUCCUUGCUGCCACCAACACUGCCUGGUGCCUCUCCCUGGAGUUGCAAACAGACAGCACAAGCCAACGCAGAAGAGCUCCACUUGCUGCCACCAGCUGCUUUUGGGAAGCAAACAGACCAUUUUAAUCAGGGCUUGGGAGGAGUGAAAGGAGGAUACCAAACUGAGGUUUCAUUGUGUGGGAGCAGCAGGGUAUGUUGUGUAGAUACUGUGUCUCCCUGUUCCCAGUUGGAAAGGGUGUCUGGUCGCACACCUAUUCCCUGCUUCCUCUCAAGGAGUGUUGUGAAGGAAUGGGCAAAAUCAGCAGUCCCUCCAUGCAGUGGGGCUGUUGGGCCUGGACCAUGUACUUGGAGUCCUACCUUAUCAUGGGACAUGUGGGGAAAAUCUGCCAAAUGGUCUUCCCAAAAAGCAGUACAGAGAAAGGCACUUUCUGCACUUAUCAAAGGCUAAAAGGAUAUGCACAGAAGUGCCUUCAGGGCCUUCAAAGCAGUGUGUGCUGAACAAUGCCUCAAGACUGUUGCAAAAAUUAUGAUGCUGGUAAAAACAGCUCAUAGGAGUGUACUGCAGAUCCUGAGGAACUGUGGAGACUUCCAAAGAGCAUUAGUUAACAACUACUUUCUUUAAAUAGAGCAAAUCAGCAAUUUAAACUUCUGGUUUCUUAAGAAGUAAUUCUAGUGAUUACUGAAGGCAUAGUUUGCCACAGAGAUUUUGCUCCGAAGAGUGCUGAGCUAUAAACAAAACGCAUGUGCAAUCUACAUCUGAUUUUCCUGCAACUUGAAAUCAGUUAAAAUUUUUUGAAAAAAAUAUGGACUAAGAAUUCUUGAGCCACUGACUGGAGGAAAGUUGUGUGUUUCUGCUCUAUUUUUUAAAGAGAAUCAGGUGAGAAGAAAAUAAAAUGCCUCAAGUAGUUAUGCAAAAGUCAAUCAUGAUGUGAGGGUGGCAGUGUUGAUUAUGGUCCUAAGCUGCAGGACAAUCAGAUGUUUCACAAAAGUCUAACUAUUUACAAUAACUGAAUAUCACUGAUGAUUAUACUCUGUCAUAGAUCUGUUAGUAACAUGUAAAUUUAACUCAGUCCAUUUUUAAUUCUCUCAUUUGUUAGAAGAAUUUUCUUUACAUUUGCUUCUGUUAGCAUUUAUUCACUUGAUUAAUAAGCUGGUUUUUAAUGACUCACUCUUUACUUCCUAUUUUUCUUUCCUUUGGUCUUCCCAUUUGUGGUAUGUAUUAACUACAGUAUUUGAAACUUUUGGAGCUAGCAUGAUAUUUCUAUUGUGUUGGUAUGAUGCCACUGCCAUAUAAAACUGCUGAACUAGAGUAUUUUGCCAAAUGAGUUUCCAGUCCUGGUUCCAAUUCUUUCCAGUUGCCUGUCACUGUAAGUUAAAAGUGCUCUGAAUAUUAUUACUUCAUCCCUUCAUCUGGUCUCCUUCACACUGGAAUCCCACCAAGGCAAGGAAAUGCAAAAACUUUCCAAUCCGUAAGUCUAGGAAAAUGAACCAAAUCUCUGGAUUUUCUUAAUCCCUUUUUAUUGUUUGGUUUGGGGUUUUUUGCACUUUCAAAUAUUUUAUCUAGAAUUCCAGAAGCAUAUUGAUCAGGUCCAUAAUUUUAAUAAAGUAAAUAAUGGUCAUUAAGGUAUAAGCAUAUGGACUGUAUGAUACAAAGUGUAAUUUUGCAUCCUUGUUUUCUAGGUACCUAUUUACUAGAGAGGUGUUUGCCAUUUGUAGGAACCUUGAAGAUAAAAUGAAGGCAUCCUUGAUGAUUUAGCUUUAUUUAACAUUAGUGGAAAGCUUAACCAUGUAGGCAGAGAUCAAGUGUUGCACUAUUUGCCAUAGGCUUCUGGAUUUUGUUUCUUUUGUAGUGCUGGUGGGAAGAUCCUUAGCUCCAGGCAGGAUACUUCUAGUGUGGUAGUAUUCUUCACAGUUCAGCCAUGUCUAGCAAUUAUUUUAAGUAACUGCAAAGCUAUGGACAUAGCAUCCAGGUUCAUACAGCGGCCAAAACUUACUGGACUUACCUAAACCUUUGAGAGACUGAUCCUUAGAUUCAGAGGGCCUCUCGUGUGGCAUAGUCAGAUGGUAGGUGCAUGGGUCAAAUACAUCUGCUGCAACAACUUCUGGUCACAGCCAUUGAAGGAGGUACCAGCAAUGCAAUGAGCUCUGUGAAGAUAGUCCUAAUAAAAAGAUGUAUGGCAUCUAACAGGUGCCAAAUACUUUAACUUAGGUAAAUUGCCCUUAAGUUAUUUAAAUACACACACGCAAGAUAGAAAGAAUAAAAUGAAUGAUCAGAAAAAAAAUGAUUGUGCUUGAGAUCAUUAACAUUUUUAUUAUUUGUUAUUUGGGAAGCCUCUAUGACUUGCUGUUGCCCUUGUUUAUGGUAAUAUGGAGGAAUAAACUAUACUUAUUUUACACAUUUGUCCAUACACUGCUGACUAAAGGAAAGAUGAAUAAAUGCUUUGAGGAUGGUGGUUGAACCAUGAGUGACUGGAGAGAGAACUGUUGGGCAUAGUUCAUCCUCAAAACCAACACUCAGAUCUGCUCCCAGGUAAGGACAAUUGUUUUAGCUGGCUGACUUGAACAGAUGUAGGAAGUAGAAGCCUGAGUUUCUACAAAGCAUCAUGGCAUCUGGGGAUCCACCUUCAUGCUUCUAAUGUGUGACUGCGUGGAGCAGUCCAAACCCAGUGCUGCCAUCAGCUGAAGAAAAAUGAGGAAUGCAGUUAAGUGAGGAGUGCAGUAAAAAGUGUUUCAUGGGUGGCAGGAUGGAGAGGAAUUACGUAAAUCCAGAGAGGUGUGUGUGCCCAUGUUACGCUAACAGAGUGUAACACAAAAAUUGUUUUAAAGCAGAACUUAGCUUUGCUGUCUUCCUGAAAGCUGUUUGCCUUGCUUUGCAUUCCUCUUCUACAUAAAAUGACAAAUGCUGAAGCCAUGUGGGGCAAUACCAAAACUAUAGACCUUUCACGCCUCGUUUGUUCUGACCAGCAAGCCCAGGUUCACUGCAAUGAUACUUUAGCUGGCAAUUACGAAUUUUUCUUGGUCUCUUUAGACUUGAGACACUUUAUAGUUAUUUAACUGGGAGUGAAAUAAUUGACAGCCUUGUUCUAUUUGUGCCUAAGAUGAUCUAGUCUUUCCACUAUAACUUCAUAUAUCACACUGUUAUGUGUCACAUCACUACUUUAAAUGAGAAAGAAUUUCUUUAAGCAAAGGCUUCUGGACAGUAGUAUACACCUGGUGUAACCUUGCAAGCAGAGCUACAUGGUUGAAAUAAAGUAUGUUCAUCUGUGGUCUUUUAUUUGCUGCAUUGAUACAAUUGUUUUACUUGAUUAGAAAUACAAAAUGAAGAUGAGUUAUGAGUGAAUGUUUUCUGUUGACAAAGCUGAGCACAUUUAUUUAAAUAGCUGAAGCCAAGUGAUGAGCCAUACACCCGGCAUGUGCUGAUACUGGAGAAUGGCCAGAGAGUAUAGGUGUUUUUAACAAAACAAGUUAUAGGAAGAUGUGUCCAGUAAAAGUGAAUGAGAAAUGCUGUGUUUUCCAUUCCAGAACUGCCAGUAGCAGGUGAUUUGUAUUGCUUGUAGAAUUAUAUCAGUAAUAACUUCUGCCAUGAUCAACAAGUGUUUAAGGGAAGGACGCAAGGACAGAUCCCUGGAUCUUGCCCUCAUGUACAGAAGAGACCAGAGAGACCAAGAUUUAGCCCAGAAGACUCUUAGAAGAAACCUUGCUCUGAUAGAAAAUGGGACUGGGCAAAGAAGGAAGCAUGCAAGAAACCAAAUAUUCCCUUUUUUUUCUUCAUGCUUGACAUGUUGCCAUGUUCCACAGGGAGCCACCAGGUCUCCCUGCACUCAGCUGGGCACCAUUUGAGGAAGCCCAUUCAUUAAGCCCUGAGGAAAGAAAGCAUAAGUGCUGUGUAUGUGACAGGAGCAAAUACUCAUGGGUGAUGAGAAGGAAAGUGCAUGGGAAGUUAUGUAAGGAGCCAAGAGAAUGGAUUAUUCUUUUUUUUGCCUUGUGAAGUAGAAAUUUAGUCUAUGGGUAACCAAUUUUACUCACCUUGAUUUGUAAAGAGAAGAGCCAGUUAUAAACAGAGGAAGAAAUAUGAGGACAUAUAUUUGAAAGGAAGAAGAUACAGACACAAUGCAGGAGACAAGAGUACCUGUGUAAACAUGAAAUUUAAUUAAAGUAGACAUUAAAGUAGAUGGGAAAAAUAGCACAAGCAAUAGAAGGAAAAAACUGCAGGAAGGAAAGAAGAGCUUAGAAAGGUUUAAUAAAAAACAACUAAAGGACUAGCACAGAUGUAACCAUUAAGCAAUGGUACAGAGUGCUUUGCAGUGCUGCUUGAGAAACAUGGGAAAAGUUACAGGAAACAUUUCUGCAGCACUGCAUGCCACUGCUUUACCUGGGGGUGGCUUAAGAAGCAAAUGUCAAGCUAAUAUUAAAAUAUUUCCACUUCUGUUUGCUUUUUAUCAGAGAAUAAAAUACCUGUGUUUGUCUUCCUGUUGGUUUGCCCCAACCCUGUGGUAAACAUCUAUUCCAGUGCUGUGUUAUUGGGAUUUUCUUUUUCUGAACAGCAUAAAUAAGAUGGGAGAGCCGUCUUUAAUACUAACAGUUGGAGCUUAGUGGUAGAUAAAUGGCAAUACCAAUGUUACAGUACAUCUUCUGAAUUGUAUUUGGUUUGUAAUUGAGAUUAUAUUGUCUUCUAAUUAGAAACUUCUGUUUGUUAGUACUCAGAGGUUAAGCCCACUAGAGCAGGCUCCUGCUGGCUUGAUCACAAAUUCUCCCCACAGAUAUUUUCCUAUGAGCAUACAGAAAGACUGUUUAGUUCCCUUUACCUCUCAUAGAGCCAUUCCCUCUACAAAAAAAAAAAGGUAUAAAGAUUGUUGAACUCUCAAAACCAGUGCUGAGUAACCUCUUAUCUAUUUUCCUACAGUUGCUUACUUGAACUCAAGUCAGCAUCUGUAAGGUGGUUUUGUUUUUUUCUUUUCAUGGUAAAUGGAUCUGCAAAUAAAUACAGCUUAUAUAAUGCUGAUUUAUCUAAUUUUUAAUUUUGUUUACUUUUUUCUUCAGCAGCUAGGGUUUCAAGUGUUGAAAGGAUGAGCAUGAAUUUUGAGUCCCAUUAUCUAGUUCUUUUUGGGUCCUAAAAAUGAACCCAGCAUUGUUUGGAAAUAUGACCAUCACUCAAUUCACUAAGACUAUGCACUGUAAUGUAGUGCAGCCCAAAAGUCUUUUUUGUUAUAUUUUAUCUCCAGGAAAUCUAGCAUUCUGCCAGUGCAAUAUAAUGAAAAGCAAGAAAGCUGAGCCAUUAAUGUUAUUCUAGAUACACGAAGAAGUGUGCUGCUGAGAACGUGGAAGGCUAAUCCUCUUCAAGCUGUUGUUCUUAAAAUGAAGAGGGACUAUGGACUCCAGCAGCAAGGGCAACUCUGGAAGUACAUGUUUAUGCCAUUCUUUAUCCUUCUCAUUUCAAACUACAUGUUUUUAUCCUUCAUGUGGAAAUACUGCAUUUUUUUCCAGACUCUCUAGUAUGUGCUUGCUGCUAAAUGCAUUGCUUUGUGACAAAACAAUUACAUAGGCUUCUUCACAACACUCCUAUCAAAGUAGAAAAGAACAGGGACGUAUCAGUAUAGUUUGCAAAUGAAUGCUCUUCACACAUUUUCUUCUGUUCUUCUUCUUUCUAACUGGAAAAUUACAUAUUCAAAAGCUCUAAAGCUAAUUACAGUUAGAUUCCUUAAAUGGAAAUAGGUAACUUUAAAUUUGUCAGACUGUGAGCAUUUGUCAGGACAUUCUGAAUUUUAAAGAGACAAUUGUGUCUCUGUUUUUUUCCCUAGUUCCCAUUACAAGGAGCUCUGAACCCUCCACUCAAGGAGGUCAGUCGGGCUACCAUAAUGGAAAUGCUAUUUUCCUGAGUCAGUAAUUUCUGUUCUCUUUGUAAGCAAAAUACGACACAGCAUUAUCACUUAGGAUCAGCAUAGGAACAGACAAGCAUGAAUAAGUUCAGAAUUAGUUAUAAAGUGGUUGCAGGAAAGGUAUGCUGAAGGUGUCCCCUCCAUCCUUACCCCUGUUCUGUAAUUGUAGUGAAUGCUAUCAGAUGCUGUCAGCCAACUGACAUUGUGAUGCUGAAACCACAUUUCUUUCCAGGAGUCACUUAUUUUAAACACAGAAGCUGUCAAACUGAAAGGGAAUAUACCAGCACUAAAAAUGCUAUCACUAAUUACUAUGGCAACUCUGAAAAUUCUGAUGUUAAUAUUAGAUACUUUGGUCUGGAGAAAAAAACCCAACUUAAUAAAAUUUGAUGUAUCUUACUUAUAGUAAAAAUAUUUAAGCAUAAGUACAUGCUUUUCAUACAAAAUAUUUAAAUCCAAAUAGAAAUCCUAAACACAAACUGAUUUAGAUCUGUAAUCUGUGAAAAAAUGUAAAUAUGAAGAAAAAUAUUCUACAGAUGUGUUUUGUGGGUAGAGUUGAGAAAUGCAGUUUGGAAAGUGGCAGCAAUUACCUUGAACUCAUGAGUAUCUCACCAGUUAUUAAAAUGUUCUGUUUCUAAAAUCACCAACAGCAAUGCUCUGUAUGGAGAAGUAAAAACUUGUAAAAUGUCAUCAAUUGAAAUAAACAGAGGAAUGUCAAGGCUUCA